Trichoplax adhaerens is the source of this 1125-nucleotide messenger RNA. RefSeq lists its product as uncharacterized. NCBI's taxonomy places the organism in Eukaryota, Metazoa, Placozoa, Uniplacotomia, Trichoplacea, Trichoplacidae. The transcript is spliced from 15 exons. The coding region runs from base 1 to 1125 and encodes 374 amino acids. The record is from RefSeq and is a predicted model, not a curated record.
AUGAAAAAGCGGAAGACAUAUCUAAGAACUGCGAAAUUAUGCCAUUGCAUAGAACUAAGUUUAUGUACCUAUAAACACAGUAAACAGGGUGCAUCGCUUGGUCUAGUAUUCCAGUUUCUGCACUGGCCUAGCAGUGAAGAUAUUAGAUUGAGAGUUACACCAGCGAAACUAUUGAAUAGAGAGAUUUCAUUCGCAAGUAAUUUCGGCCGCAGAAGACUGACGAAAUUUCCUAUAGAAUUAUGCGAUAUAGCGAAAGAUAUGUAUUUAGGAAAAGGGUUCAAUUCUAAGUACCUGCCGGAACACAAGCAACUAACACCUCUGCAAUCUAUUAAAUCACCAAGGAAAACGGCAAUUGACGACAAGUCCAAAAGUCAGCGAUUUGGUAAACGAAUGUAUAGCAGGCUGCCUCGUAAGCAUUACUCGAAGAAAAAUAACGCUAAAGAUAGUGAGACGUAUAUUCAACCACCUAUUGCGGACAAUAAGGAAGUGCGGUCUGUGGAAACUGUAAAAAUGCCAUUGCAAUCCAUAGUAGUGUCUGCUACUUUGCAUCUGUCCACGAACAGCCCAAUAAUGGAAGACAGCAGUAUCGAAAGGAAUGACGUAGAAGGAGAAGAUAAAAAUUCGGAAAAUAUAAAUAUGUCUCCGAAAUCUUCUCAACUUGAGAAUCCGUUAGAGCCACAGAUUUCCAGCCCAACUAUCAAUAAUGAGAAGUUAGGUUCGAUAAUAAACGAAUUUAAAUCUUUAGAUGCUGAUUUAGACGGCAUAAAGAGUCUCACUCGUAGCCUACGCCGUAUUAAAAUUCACUGGAUUUCGGACAAUACCACGUUCUUUGGCGUUGCGGAGUAUUACACGUUUAAGUGUCUAUGCGAUUGCCUAGCAGCAAUGAGUCCGAUGGCAAAGCAGUGCUACGAAAACUUAGAUUAUUGUGAAGUUGAGGAUAAAGAGAAUUAUGCAGCAUUGAUCAAAAUCUAUGAAGAUUUAGACAACGGAAGCGGCAGGGUUGCCAUAAUCACCUUAGAACGAUGCUUAAUUACUGAAAGAAAGCUGAAAGUUUCAAUACAGGCCGCCGUAGAAAAACUUGGGUUAUUUUAUGCGAUCAUAUUUCAAGCAUUAGAGCAUAAUUAA